CAGCAACUUUUUUUUUUUUUUCCUCUCCCACCCAUUCCAUUUCCCAUGCUACUUACCAUGGAUUGACUAACCUACCUUACCUACCUUACUUUUCCCACCCUCUCUCCAUCUCUAUCUCUCUUACACAGGCACACCUUGCCAGCCAAUGUGAAGACAGCUUCUAAUGUGGACCCACCUCAAUCUCCAUCAAGGGAUAUGGUCUCGACCAAGUUGGUCCUCCUUUUAGACGCACGGCAAGAUUGUUGUUUCCGUCAUCCCCGACUAGCCCGCUUACUUUAAAGCACCAGGUAUGCUGGUCUUCCAAAGGUGGUAGCACUAGUAGCUUGCCUCCGCAGUUCUGCCCCUUUUGGUAACUUUGUUUGCAGCUUGUUCGUUGAUUUGCGUUUCAAGACUCUGUACCACAUCUCUUGGCGCAUAGCUGUCAAGGUCCGCCGCUCAGGCUAUCACGGUUGUCGAUAAUAUCGAUGUCAAUAAUAUUGAUGAUGUUAAGCAAUAUCGCAGCGGAUCAGCAGUCACGUCACAACCUAAACUCGGCGAGUUCCUCGCGAUCUCUUUGCGGAGAUAUUUGUCAUGUCUGUUGUUUCUUUUGCUCAGCUGAGGAGACGAACUUUCACCCCAACAGUAACCUUUUUUUUUGUUCUCUCUCUCUUUCAGUCCCUUAGCCGGGCUCUAAACAAAAUACUUGGUACCUCGUCGUUCCAAGUAGGCUGCCGUUUAUUCGGCUGUUGUUCGAGUGGAGCUCCUACUUGCUUGCCUGCUUGAGCACCCCAAUGCCUCCCCAGACACCUCCCUGGUCAUUCUCGACUCGAGUGGACCCCAUGGGCAGCACUUGGGCCUGCGGCUUCUUUGAUCAACGUCGCGUCAAGCCUCACCAAGAAGACCCCUGGAGUCUUGGCAGUCUCCUCUUAUGCCAGGCCUCCUGGCUAUCCUGAUUCAAGUUGAGGUUGCUGUUUGUAAACUCAAUGGAAAGUAUAUAUCUUACACACCUCCCGACAACCAUGCUUUACAGUUUCUUCCGUAGUCAUUUCCAUCAGCUGUGCUCAUAAAUCAUCCCUUUCAACUCACUUUUGUUCAAAGCCAGUCUUUUUGCUCUUCGCUGGUCGGUGCCGCUGGUCGUGUGUAUCCUAUUACAAGUUGAAAACAACCCCACAAGACUGGUCCUCCUUUCCUUUUCAGUCCAGUCAUCCCCUCGCCCUAUUCAGAUCGCUCCGCAAGUGAUCAGCACAUACAUAUAUAUCUUUCACAAUGGUUAACUACCGCUUCGCUACCUUAAUCGCCCUGGCCGGCCUGGCUGCUGCCGUGCCUCUUAAUAUCAACCUUGGUGCCUACUCGCCCGCCUUGGUAGUUGGUGAUGGUGAAAUUAGUUUCGGAGGAGGAGAAGAGGUUUCUAGCCUAAUGAAUGCCCUUGAAGGUGCCGCGGUGAACGCUGCUAACGGUGCCGCUCCUGCACAGACAGGAAAGAAGACUGGAGCGGCGGCGAUCGCCUCGGCACCGGGUGCAGCAACUUCCGCAUCAGCGCCAGUGUCGAAUGCGGCGUCGCAGCAACAGUCCUCGCAGGCCUCUUCUACCACCACGACAGACGCCGUCUCAACCCCGAACCCUGCCCUUGAGCAACAGGCUCAGCAGAUCGCUGCUCUCCAGGGCAUGGGCAAGGCCAUCGCCCCCCGCCAGGAAGACCACAAAGGCGAGACCGAGUCCGAAGAUGAGACCCCAGCCGUCGCUAAGCGUGACCUCAGUGGCUUCCAGGCUGCUCUUAACUACGCCGAGAAGGCUCUCACCAAGGGUCCCAUCAUCAACCUUGGCACUGGCAAGGAGGGCAAGGCCGGCGUUGGUAUUGUCGUUAACAACAACCCUACUACUGCAACCAAGACGACAGCGCGCAGAAAGCGUGACCUCGGUGUGAGCCGAAAAGUCAAAGUGACGACCAUGUAUGUUCGAUCUGGAAUCCCUGCCUCGCUUAGGAACUCCCCUGAGCUUGUCGCUCGCGACAUUGCCAUCCCCGUUGGCGCCCCAACAAUUCCCAGGGUCUUCUCAAGGAGUGACUCGGCCCUUGAUGCCGUCAACUUAAACGUUGAUGGAGACAAGGGCUUGACCAUGACCUUUGUCGAGACGAUCGAAGACGCGGACGCAGAUACUGAAGAUGGCGCCGAGUAAAGGAUACUGGCCAGGGAUGGGGUUUAUAUACGCAGAAGAGAACGGGGAUGACGAUUAUACCAAACAAAGAACCAUAUUAUACCAGCACCAUUUCCGAAAGCUGCGCACGACCUCGGCUCAGACUCCCAACUAAGAUGGCCCCUCAUGGCCGGUGCAUGAGAGGUAGACAGGUCUGACAAUCUUUAUAACACAUGUCAGGCCUUGCUUCCCCCUACUUGGAGUUGGUUCUGAAGCUUGCCUUGGUUGACGGAGUAUGUGUGCGGUAAAGCUGCUGGCUCCAGAGUGCAUAGGGAGUGAUUUUACUUCCCUUACUACUUUACCAUUUCUUCUGUUCAUUGUUUAGGGUCUUUUUUUUUUUCAAAUGGCGCUGGGUUUAUGUAAUUGGGAACCCCAGCUGUAAAAAUAGA
Messenger RNA from Pyricularia grisea, 2561 nucleotides. RefSeq lists its product as uncharacterized. Bases 1246 to 2154 code for a protein of 302 amino acids. The record is from RefSeq and is a predicted model, not a curated record. The transcript is spliced from 4 exons. Lineage: Eukaryota; Fungi; Ascomycota; Sordariomycetes; Magnaporthales; Pyriculariaceae.